This is a messenger RNA of Cyclopterus lumpus (lumpfish), 1811 nucleotides long. Its product is annotated as adenosine receptor A1-like. The record is from RefSeq and is a predicted model, not a curated record. Gene Ontology annotation, biological process: G protein-coupled adenosine receptor signaling pathway. Gene Ontology annotation, molecular function: G protein-coupled adenosine receptor activity. Gene Ontology annotation, cellular component: dendrite; synapse; membrane. The transcript is spliced from 2 exons. Lineage: Eukaryota; Metazoa; Chordata; Actinopteri; Perciformes; Cyclopteridae. The coding region runs from base 72 to 1046 and encodes 324 amino acids.
UCAUUCAGGCUCAGACUCACAGAAUGUUUAGACGCCAUUAACUAUCAAACAUCAGCCCGAUAGGAACCACGAUGGAUGUGGAAGAAGUGAUCUACACGUUGUUGGAGGUGCUCAUCGCAGUCAGCUGCUGUCUUGGUAAUGCUUUGGUUGUUUUGGCGCUGUGGACCAGUAAAAGCAUUCAGCAGCCCACCUUCAGCCUUAUUGUCUGUCUGGCCGUGGCCGACUUCAUGGUUGGCUGUGUGGCCGUACCGCUGUCCGUGGUGGUGGACGGGCGAGUGAAGACUUCAUUCCACGGCUGUCUCUUCAUCAGUUGUGUGGUCGUCCUGUUGACCCUCGUCUCAGUUUUGUGUCUCACGGCUAUCGCAGUGGACCGCUUCCUCCGGGUGCAUCUCCCUCUCAGGUACAGAAGGACUGUAACACAGAGACAUUCUCGGCUGGUGGUAGCAGCGUGUUGGCUCGUUCCAAUACCACUGAGUUUUUCUCCCAUGCUUGGAUGGUACAACCAUGAAACCUUGUCCAAGUCGACCAACUCUACGAUUGUCUGCCGGUUUAUAGCUGUGAUGCCCAUGUCAUACCUGGUUUACUUCAACUUCUUUCUCUGCACCCUCACACCUCUGUUGGUGAUGACCGUGUUGUACGGCUACAUCUUCUGCACCAUCCGAGGAACGCUUCGAGAGAAACCAGGCAACGGUCCCCAGAAAGAGUCUCAGAACUACCUGAAGAAAGAGAAACAGCUGGCAGGGUCUCUGUCUCUGGUCUUGGCUCUGUUUGCCCUGUCCUGGCUCCCUCUCCACAUUAUGAACUGCAUUGUUUACUUUGGUGGGCCGGAGGAUGUACCAGUAACAGCUUUCCAUGUCGGCAUCCUGCUUACUCAUGCUAACUCGGCUGUGAACCCAGUCGUGUAUGCGUUUAAAAUAGAAAAGAUCAAGACAGCGUACCUGAACCUCUGGAGACGGUAUAUCGCAUGUGGAGAAGAAAACCAAGAAUCUCAGACCAGCCAGACGACAGACAACAAUCUUAGUAACAGUAACAUGAACAGCGUGUAGCCAAACACGAGUAAAGGAAGAGUUCCUUGUUUGUUUCUUUGUUCUUAAGGAGCAGGUUUGAUUGACACUCAAGCAUAAUUAAACAUUUAAACAUAUUCACAUUGUGUGAAAGUUUAAGAUGGCAGUUACAGUAUGUGAAGUGUAUUGAAGCCCAAAGGCUACCUUUUUAAUUGAUGAUGUUCUGUGUUUUCAGUACAGUAAGCACAUCUUUAGCGGUUUGCACUAAACGUUCUGUCAUUUGCCAUGUUCAAGAAUGUGUGUGUGUCCUGUAUAUGUGAGCAUGAGUGUGUGACUGUUGCGAAAAACUGUCUUGCAGAGAAAAAACUUCCACUUGUCUGAAAAGCUUUAGUUUAGUUUCAUAAUACUGUUGUUGUUUUUUUGUUUCUGUUCCAGUUCCAGUUCUGUUCUUCAUAUCCUUUUCAACCGAAAGAACACUGUUGGAAAUCACCUUCACUAACAAAAGAAAAGAGCCUUCAUACUAGUCGUCUGUCCUUAACUGAUAAAUUCUUAAACAUGACACUUGAACAGAAAAAUACAAUGUUACUUUUUAAGACUUGCUGUGUUUAAUCUUUUCGUAUCAGACAGGUGUGAGCUGCAUGGCAGAAAUCUGAUUAUAAUAUUUCGUUAUUUCAAAACACCACAACACCACAAAAUGCAACCUCAAAGAUGACCAAAGAGUUGAUAGAUAAAAUAAGAUAAGAUAUGUACUUUAUUCAUCCCCAGGGGGAAAUGUUUACAUAUAUAAAAUACAAUAAAAUAAAAAUA